UUUGGGGUUAAUGCACACAGAGCAGUGAACCUUUUUCUUCUCUAAAACCCCGAACAGGCCAAAAUUCUCAAAACCCUAGCCAUGGCGCUGUGCUCUCUACGCCUCCGCCGAACCCUAAGCGGUCUCUCCACCCUCCACCGCUCUCUCUCCGCAACCUCCGCACACUCAGCUCUACAAUCCUCUUCCUCUCCUCUGCUUCGCGCCCCCACCUCCGAAAAAUCCCCUGCAUCGCCGCAACAGUCCUGGAGGCUCCUCCUCCAGUCUCGGACUUUCAGGUCGUCGUCGGUCUCCUCCGCACGGCCCUCGUCGUACGGAAACAACCAAAAGGACGAGAUUGACCCGCAUACGGUACUGUUCGAAGGGUGCGAUUACAACCACUGGCUGAUCGUCAUGGAUUUCCCGAGAGACAACAAGCCUCCGGCUGAAGAAAUGAUCAGGAAUUAUGAGGAGACCUGUGCUAAGGGCUUGAACAUCAGUGUGGAAGAGGCAAAAAAGAAGAUGUAUGCUUGUAGCACUACAACAUAUACAGGCUUUCAGGUUGAGAUGUCCGAGGAAGAGUCACAGAAGUUCGAAGGUUUACCUGGAGUAGUGUUUGUGUUGCCAGAUUCUUACAUUGAUGUACAGAACAAGGAGUAUGGAGGAGACAAAUACAUUAAUGGUACAAUCAUACCAAGACCACCCCCAGUUCAGUAUGGAAGGCAGCAGGGCGGAAGAUUCCGUGAUAAUAACAGGAACCGUGACCAACAAAGAUAUGAUCAGCAACGACCAUCGUAUAAUCCGCCAGGCAAUCCCUCCUAUAGUCAACAGGGUGCUAUGCAAGGUGGAGGGAACUAUGAGGCAUCACAAAAUUAUCCACAACAAAAUUAUAGGUCACCAAGACAAGGAGAGAACACAGGUCCUAUUCCAGUGAAUACCCCUGGAGCGAGGGAUGCUUAUCAGCCAGGCAGAGAUCCAGUACCUUCAUAUCAGGGCAAUUACAGCCAAGGUGGGCAGCAAGGUUAUCGUCCUGAAGAACACAGGAACUUCCCACAAGGAGAUCAGAGGAGUUAUGCUCCUCCUGGUCAGCAGGGAUUUAGGGGAGAAAAUAGGAAUUAUGGCCCCCCACAUGCUGAUACUAGUGGACAAGGUUUGAGUGGAUUUCAAGGACAGGGAACACCUGGAGCUUAUGGACAAGGACCGAGCUCUGGAACUUAUGGGCAAGGGCCGAGCUCUGGAACUUAUGGGCAAGGACCGAGCACUGGAGCUUAUGGGCAGGUACCGAGCACUGGAGCUUAUGGGCAAGGACCGAGCACUGGAUCUUAUGGACAAGGACCGAGCACUGGAGCUUAUGGACAAGGACCAAACCCUGGGGCUUAUGGCCAAGGACCAGCAUCUGGUAAUGGCCAGAGAUACCCUGGGCAUGGAGGAGAUGACAGGUUCCAACAAAGUAACUAUGCACCUGUGGGACAGACAGGGAUUAACCAAGGGAAAAAUUAUUGAUGACAUGCCAGUGCCACUCAAGACAAGACGAUGCAAGAAGGGAUGUAGGAAGACGAGUUAUAAUCGGUGUAUUUCUCAUGUUUGAUCUGAUGGGAAGGGAGAUUAUUUGUCCUCCUGAAGUCUUUCCGUGGUAAAUAAUCUGUCAAAUUCCUUUUGUGAAUCCUCUUUCGUAGUGAAAUGAGACGGUAAGGCUUAUCUUGUUGCAGUAGUUUUUGAAACUUCUAUUGGGACUCUGGUGAUUUAGACUUAUAUAAGAUUGGUUCCAACGGUCUUCGUAAUA
Molecule: messenger RNA, 1759 nt
Organism: Pyrus x bretschneideri (Chinese white pear)
Lineage: Eukaryota; Viridiplantae; Streptophyta; Magnoliopsida; Rosales; Rosaceae
Product: multiple organellar RNA editing factor 1, mitochondrial-like
Exons: 5
Coding region: 82-1479 (465 amino acids)
Biological process (GO): cytidine to uridine editing; mitochondrial mRNA modification
Cellular component (GO): mitochondrion
Source: RefSeq, a predicted model, not a curated record